AUGACCCCUAGCCAGAUCGAUGCUGGUCCCAACAUCAUCCAAGCGUGUUGUGCUAACGACAGACCGAAUGGAUUGGAGGGCCUCAUCGCCGAGCUGGACAGGAUACAGAGGAUCCUUACAGAUUAUCUGGAAAGAUUAUCUGGAUUAUCUGGAAACGUGAGCGGGCGAAGACUCUCCAAGCCCGGCAGCAAGAUUGGGAUGGAGGGAAUGACCAGGAAUAGGUCCCGGGAUCGAUCCCGAUUCCGAGUCCAGGGCCAGCGUUACCCAGCCUUGGUGAGGGACUCUCCGAACAAGGGGGAAGCAAUAACUGGUGAAUUGCUUACUGGACUAACUCCGAAUGAUGUAGAGCUCCUGGUGGAGUACGAAGGCGACGAAUACUACGUGUCGUCGGCGGAGGCGUUGGUGAACGACAACUCGGUGGCCGUAGAAGCCGCUGUAUUCCUGUGGAAGGACAGUCUUCGCUCUCAGCUCAUAACUGAUGGUGACUCGUGGGACUUCGUUGAAUGGCUUGAAACCGGACUUUCGGAUGCUGUAGUUGAAGCGAGUUCAGUUUUCAAGGAGCAUAUGACUAAGAAGGCUGAGAACCGAGCAGUGACUUCUUCAGUCGAGGUUGAAGACCGGGAAGGGGAUCUGAAUAAGUGUUCUUCGUGA
Perkinsus marinus ATCC 50983 is the source of this 651-nucleotide messenger RNA. RefSeq lists its product as hypothetical. Lineage: Eukaryota; Perkinsozoa; Perkinsida; Perkinsidae. Bases 1 to 651 code for a protein of 216 amino acids. The record is from RefSeq and is a predicted model, not a curated record. The transcript is spliced from 8 exons.